Messenger RNA from Cryptomeria japonica (Japanese cedar), 1709 nucleotides. RefSeq names its product CAAX prenyl protease 1 homolog. The record is from RefSeq and is a predicted model, not a curated record. Lineage: Eukaryota; Viridiplantae; Streptophyta; Pinopsida; Cupressales; Cupressaceae. Gene Ontology annotation, molecular function: metalloendopeptidase activity. The transcript has 14 exons. Gene Ontology annotation, biological process: CAAX-box protein processing. Gene Ontology annotation, cellular component: endoplasmic reticulum membrane. Bases 196 to 1470 code for a protein of 424 amino acids.
AAAAAUAUAAAACCGCGGACCAAAAUCUUAAAAUCUAAACCGAGUGUACCGGCUGGAGCUAUAUAUAAUCUUUCAUAGGAGAAGAAGUACUCGUCGUUUUUGUAUCUUGCUCUGCACGCCAGGCCAGUGUUACAUGCAUUUUGUUAUCUUUCAUCUCUCUCGGGCAGGUUAAGCUCUUCAGUACCAGCUUCAAACAUGGCCUUUCAAUACUUGGAAGCAGUUGUUGGUUUCAUGAUCUUCAUGUACUUUGUCGAGACAUACCUUGAUUUGAGGCAACAUGCAGCUCUUAAGCUUCCGCAGCUGCCUAAGCCUUUAGAAGGUGUGGUGAGCAAAGAGAAGUUUGAAAAGUCUAGGGCCUAUAGCAUCGACAAGAGUCGCUUUCACUUUGUCCAUGCUGCAGUGACAAUCAUUGCGGACUCUUUAAUUUUACUUUUUAGAGUGCUACCAUGGGUUUGGCAGAAAUCAGAAGUUGUAGUUUUAAAGUUAGGGUUGGAUCCUCAAAAUGAAAUCAUUCAUACGUUGGGAUUUUUGGCAGCUAUUACUCUGUGGUCUCAGUUUAUAGAUCUUCCCUUCUCAUUGUAUUCAACUUUCGUCAUUGAGUCUCGACAUGGGUUUAAUAAACAAACAAUUUUGCUAUUUUUUAGAGACAUGCUCGUUAGUUUGGGUCUUAUGGUUUUGCUUGGACCACCAAUUGUUGCUGCCAUUAUCAUAAUUGUCCAGAAAGGAGGUCCAUACUUAGCAAUCUACCUCUGGGCAUUUAUGCUGGUUUUAUCAAUUGUGAUGAUGUCUUUAUACCCAGUUCUUAUUGCUCCACUCUUCAAUAAAUUCACUCCUCUUCCGGAAGGAGAGCUCAGGUCAAAUAUUGAGAAGCUAGCAUCAUCUCUAAAAUUUCCAUUGCGGAAGCUCUUUGUAAUUGAUGGAUCAACAAGAUCGAGUCAUAGCAAUGCGUACAUGUAUGGUUUUUACAAUAGCAAGCGGAUUGUGAUAUACGACACCUUGAUUCAACAGUGCAAGAAUGAGGGGGAAGUGGUUGCUGUCAUUGCUCAUGAACUGGGGCAUUGGAAGCUCAAUCAUACAAUGUAUUCCUUUAUAGCAAUGCAGGUUCUUACACUUCUGCAAUUUGGUGGGUAUACUCUUGUUCGGAACUCAAAUGACCUUUUCCUAAGUUUUGGCUUUGAAACACAGCCUGUUCUUAUUGGGCUUCUAGUUUUUCAGCAUACAAUAAUGCCUAUACAUCAUCUCGUGAGUUUUGCUCUCAAUCUUGUUAGUCGUGCUUUUGAGUUCCAGGCUGAUGCCUUUGCAAAGUUUCUUGGGUAUGGUGCUCCUCUUCGAGCAGGACUGAUUAAAUUGCAGGAGGAGAAUUUGUCGGCAAUGAACACUGAUCCCUGGUAUUCUGCAUAUCAUUAUUCUCACCCCCCUCUUGUAGAGAGGCUUGCUGCACUUGAUGAGUCUGAUAAAAAGGAGAAAUAGCACCAUUUUGUAAAGUUUGUAUUACAUUAGUUUGAUUCAUCAGUAACUGCAAUGCAUCCAAUAUUUGCAUAUUGGAUGCCCGAACAUCUUGAUGCCAAUUUUGAUGAACUACAGAAGGCUGUUCGAUGAACAAAUCAAUAUCUCUGUGGCUAUGAUAACAUUAUAUAAUUGUCUGCCUUCGUGUUUAUGUGGAGCUGCAUGUUAAUGGGAAGUUAUAAUAUCAUUAAUGUUUUGGAUCA